This is a messenger RNA of Colius striatus (speckled mousebird), 1730 nucleotides long. It is a transcript of the gene GPR39, whose product is annotated as G protein-coupled receptor 39. The coding region runs from base 137 to 1498 and encodes 453 amino acids. Lineage: Eukaryota; Metazoa; Chordata; Aves; Coliiformes; Coliidae. Gene Ontology annotation, biological process: G protein-coupled receptor signaling pathway. The transcript has 2 exons. Gene Ontology annotation, cellular component: membrane. Gene Ontology annotation, molecular function: G protein-coupled receptor activity. The record is from RefSeq and is a predicted model, not a curated record.
CCUGCCUUGACUUGUUUGUCUUGGUGAAAGGGACAAAGUGAGCAAAGUGAGAAAGGACCUACUUGCUGUGAAUUUCAACAUCAGCGAGAGCAGGAAGGCUCUUCCUCCCUCCUCUUCCUCCUCUCAGGGGCUGCUCAUGGAGGGACAGACAUCCCCUUCAGACUGUUCUGACAUCAUUGACCACAGCCACAUCCCUGAGUUUGAAGUGUCUCUUUGGAUCAAGAUCACUUUGGCCUCAGUGUACAUCUGCAUCUUUGUUGCGGGCAUCUUGGGCAACAGCAUCACCAUCAAAGCCACGAGGAUCCUGCAGAAAAAGGGCUACCUGCAGAAGGAGGUCACAGACCACAUGGUAAGCCUGGCCUGCUCCGACCUCCUGGUCAUCCUGCUGGGCAUGCCUAUGGAGUUCUUCAGUGCCAUCUGGAGUCCCUUUUCCACUCCCAAUGGCAACAUGGCUUGCAAGCUUUACUACUUCCUCUUUGAAGCCUGCAGUUAUGCCACUGUGCUGCACGUUGCCACCCUCAGCUUUGAGAGGUAUGUGGCUAUCUGCCACCCCUUCAAGUUCAAGGCUGUCUCUGGACCCCGCGCGGUGAAGCUGCUCAUCGCCUUUGUCUGGGGGACAUCUGUCAUAGUGGCCCUGCCCCUGCCCUUUGCCAUGGGCACAGAAUAUCCCCUGGAAACCAUCAAGGAUUAUCAAAGUGCAACUGCCUGCGUCAAACCUGUGCCCAGUCACCACCUCCCUGAGCUGAAGCAAAAUAUGACCAUCUGUACCAGUCUUUCCUCCAAGUGGUCUGUCUUCCAGGCCAGCAUCUUCAGUGCCUUUGCUGUGUACAUCAUAGUACUGGGCUCUGUCACCUUCAUGUGCCGCAGCAUGAUGAAAACCCUGAUGAUCCACACCGAAGGAACUGUGGCAGUCAAGGGCGGAUUAAGACACCAGGAGCAGUACCUAAGGAAAAGUGAGAGCUCGGAGGGCAAGAGCUCCAGGAGACAGAUCAUUUUAUUCCUGGGACUGAUUGUUGCCACUCUGGCCAUAUGCUGGAUGCCCAACCAGGUCAGAAGGAUCAUGGCCGCUGCCAAACCAAAGCAGGAUUGGACCAUCUCCUACUUCAGAGCGUACAUCACUCUUCUUCCCAUUGCCGACAUCUUCUUCUACCUCAGCUCCGUGGUGAACCCCCUCCUGUACACCAUCUCCUCCCAGCAGUUCCGCAGGGUGUUCCUGCAGCUCCUCCGCUGCCGCCUGACGCUGGAGCACGCCAACAAGGAGAAGUUCCUCAGGGCCAACCUGAGCUCCCGAAUGAGGAGCAGCCGGUCUCUGCGCCCUCUCCUCAUUUCCUCUAGGCGCAAUUCUUCUACAAAGAGCAAGAACAAAGUUUUCUUAAGUACUUUUCAGGGCGAAGCUGGGCCCGAGUGCAGCCCACAGAGCCCAGGAGCAGUGCCGCCAGAGGGGGGCUCGGAGUGCCAGCCCCACACGCAGAACGGCCUCUGUGAACACCAAGUGUGACUUCAUAAGGCAGAGUUACAGAUCAGCGAGGAACUUGAAAACAUGGACAUUGAAAUGACUGAGGAAUUGACUACCUCUUAAAAGGAAUAACACAGAUGGGUUUGUUUCCAGUUAUGCAAAAAGAGCAGGAGUUCUGUAUCCCGCUGCUGGGAUUUUUUAGUGCACACUGGAAAUUCAAUCUGCUAACCCAACGCAUCAGCUGCCAAAAAUACCAGCCCCUCUCUCCCCACAA